This is a messenger RNA of Aedes aegypti (yellow fever mosquito), 1378 nucleotides long. RefSeq lists its product as uncharacterized. The transcript has 4 exons. Lineage: Eukaryota; Metazoa; Arthropoda; Insecta; Diptera; Culicidae. The record is from RefSeq and is a predicted model, not a curated record. Bases 289 to 1146 code for a protein of 285 amino acids.
CAUCUCGCGAAGUUUGUGCACUAGAAAAGUCACUGUUUCACUAUAUAAACCUCGGGCAGGGACCUCGCUGGUCAUCAUUCACAGCGGUCCUAGUGACGGUGCGCGAACGUGUGCAGAAGAUAUUGGAGAUAACGGCCGAUAAGAAACGAUUAGGAAAAGGUGCUGGCGUGGUGAAUUUUCGCGAGUGAAUGUGAAAUAAGAGCUUGCGGUUUUACUGCCAAACAGACGAAAAAAAGUUAUACCCACAGUAUUGCUCAGUGAUCAGCUCACAUCACACCUCCGGUAACAAUGAAGAUCAUGAAGUUUCGAGUGCGCGUAUCCCCGCUGGUGGUUCUUCUAGUUUGUAUAGAGGCACUGCACGCACGAUCCGUCUCCGAACGAAAGCGAGACUUUGACUACGAGUACGAGUCGGCCAACGCCGGCUCGCUCUAUGCAACCAAAAGCGGCUACAGUGCCGGCAGUGGUCUACGUUCCAUUGCACAGGGUUCGGCAGAUCAGGCCAACAAUGCCGUAGCGAAUCAGGUGGCCGCAGCCAAGCAGGCAGCAUACGUGGCCCAAAGUACUCUGGCACAAGCAGCGUCUCAGGCAGCGGCAACGGCACAAGCCGCUUUGGCCGGUAAACAGGUUCUUCUGCAAGGAUUGGAACAGCAAAGCCUCGAGGCGCAUCAAGCCCUGGAGAGUGAGAUCCAGCAGCUUCAUCAGGCUAAGAAGGCCGCCAAGGCAGCUCAGCACUCGGCCCAGCAAGCAUUGAACCACGUACAAGUGUUAACUGCGGCGCUAAACAAUGCGCAGGUAGCGGCGGAGCAUGCCCAGCAGUCAGCAGCGGAAGCGGCAGCCGAGUUAGCUUCACAAUCACAGAUGGUAGGUAAUGCCAAAUCUAGGGUGGAGUCUAUCGAAGAGCAGCUGAAGGCAGCCCGCGUGGACUUUGAAGCUACCCAGGAAGCGGCCCACAAGGCAGCGUACUCUGCACAGGAGGCUCAAAAGAAUGCUGCAGAGGCGGCUGCUCAUGCAGCAGGUCCUCAUCAGCUGGACAGUCACACAUUACAGUUCCAGUCGAAGGUCUCGAAACCACAGAAUACUCAUCACGAGGAUGACGAGAUCAACAGCGGUGAGAUCGAUGUCAACACAAACCACAACUUUGGAUAGAUGUUGCCAUUUGUUAGGGUCCUUAAUGUGCAAUUGAAAUAGGUCUAUGUUUUAAUAGAACAAUUCGAGAAGCUUUAUUGCUCGUUAGCCUUACUAAGUUGUAACUUGCUGUUAGUCUUUGAACGUACAUUUUAUGACUGCCGUAUUCCAAGUUUAGCAUAAGUUCACUGACAUGUGCCUGAUGUUGUAUUAUCGUUAUAAUGUUAUAAAUUGAUGUUUUAUUCCAGAAACA